CCAUGUCCUGCUCAGAACUGAUCUGUGCUUGUCUCCUGCCACUAGUAUAUCUAGUCCUUGGAGUAGAUGGAUAUUGCCAGUACAGAUGGAUACGAUGCUACUCCAACUCGAUGACUAUGACUGACAUGGUUUUUGUAGAGUCAUACUUUUACAAUAAAAUGGAAUUCUUAGUGUUUAACAGCACUGUCGGUUGGUACGUGGGCUAUUCAGGUGUUGGUAUGCGUUUAGCAGAUGAGAAGAAUCGCGAUAAAUUGCUUCUGCCAUUUGAGCGAGGCAAUGUUGACAGAUUCUGCAAAUUUAGUGCUACAAUGUACAACAGCUAUGUAGGUGACAAAACAAUUGAGCCCAGAGUGAAGCUGAGUUUGGCGAAGCCUUUUAGUGACAAUCACCCUGGCAUGCUGAUGUGCAGCGCAUACAACUUCUACCCAAAGAUGAUCCGCGUGACCUGGUACAGAGAUGGACAGAAGGUGACCAGCGAUGUCUCGUCCACGGAGGAGCUGGCGGAUGGAGACUGGUUCUACCAGAUCCACUCCCACCUGGAGUUCACCCCCAAGCCUGGAGAGAAGAUCACCUGCGUGGUGGAGCACGCCAGCUUCAAAGAGCCCAGAGAGUUUGUCUGGGAGUCCUCCAUGCCCGAGGCGGAAAGGAAUAAGGUUGCCAUUGGGGCUGCUGGACUGGUGUUGGGCCUGGUGGUCAGUGCUACUGGACUGCUCUACUACAGGAAGACGUCUCAAGGGUGGAUGAUGGCUCCCGUAAUAACAGCCUCUACUUCAUGACGACCUCCUUCAGAACGGCCUCUGCUCCAUGACGACCUCCUUCAGAACGGCCUCUACUUCAUGACGACCUCCUUCAGAACGGCCUCUACUCCAUGACAACCUCCUUCAGAACGGCCUCUACUCCAUGACAACCUCCUUCAGAACGGCCUCUACUUCAUGACAACCUCCUUUAUCUUCUUCUUCAUCCUAUAACCCGUCACUGGCUGCAUUACAGCUUAUUGAUGAGGAUUAUUUCAUCAUAAUUCUUAGGGUUUGUGUCUGUUAAAAAUGCAGAAUUUAAUCAUGUAUAAAUGCUAUCAAACAUUCCAACUAGAUAUGUGUACUGUGCCAAUGGGUGGUAAUUAGUUUGAACUAAGAUGUGUUGGAGGCAACACAGUUUUUUGA
Messenger RNA from Alosa alosa (allis shad), 1160 nucleotides. RefSeq names its product rano class II histocompatibility antigen, A beta chain-like. Gene Ontology annotation, molecular function: MHC class II protein complex binding. Gene Ontology annotation, biological process: immune response; peptide antigen assembly with MHC class II protein complex; positive regulation of T cell activation. The record is from RefSeq and is a predicted model, not a curated record. The coding region runs from base 3 to 776 and encodes 257 amino acids. NCBI's taxonomy places the organism in Eukaryota, Metazoa, Chordata, Actinopteri, Clupeiformes, Clupeidae. The transcript is spliced from 5 exons. Gene Ontology annotation, cellular component: MHC class II protein complex; membrane.